AUGAGAGACGUUUAUCUGAAUAAUCUAACACAGAAAAAUAAGUAUUAUUAUGAAUUCAAUGUAUUGGCUGAUGAAGAUGAAAAUAUUAUUCGUGAUGGUAAAGCCAUUGAAUCAAUUAUUGUAAAUAAUCUGAAUGAUAAUGGUUUUGCUAGGUUUGUUGCAUUAACACUUCAAAAUCGAGACUUCUGGGAGCAGAUAUCAGAUAAAAUUGUGACAAAACUUUAUAGAUCCAGAGAUAACCUGGUCCAAUAUGGUAUAAAAUUUCAAGAUUUGAUAUGGGAUAAAUUUAAUAAUCUACUUCGACGUACUGAUAGUACAUCAGAUAAACGUUAUAAAUUGCCGUCAACAGCAACACUAUCACAACUAGUAUCACUGGUCCAAGUUCAAAAACAAGAACAUUUAAUAAAUUUGCUGAUAAUUUCGUCUGGUUUAAGAGAAAUCUGUUACAUGCAAAUACCAGAAUUGUUCAUGUGCCGGACAGGAAAACCAGGUGCAGUUGAUCGAUAUAUAUCAUCAGAUCUUGACCGAUUCGAAGGUGUUCAUAAGCCUCCCACUGUCGUGUUGAUUUCUGACGAUAUCACUUUUAUUUGUAAAUUGAGUGAUUUACGUCAUCAGAUUGGAUAUAAUGUUAUCGUUGGUCAUAAUUUACCUGCUAAAGUCCAAUUAAAAGCAACGGUUAAUUCACAUUACGACUGGUCACAAAGCCGCAUACAAUCAACACAGCAAAAUAGACAACUAACUAUACCGAUUAAAAAUGAUUCGUCACAACUUUUAAGAUCGUAG
Messenger RNA from Didymodactylos carnosus, 783 nucleotides. The record is from the annotation of a GenBank genome assembly. NCBI's taxonomy places the organism in Eukaryota, Metazoa, Rotifera, Eurotatoria, Philodinida, Philodinidae.